Molecule: messenger RNA, 131 nt
Organism: Dentiscutata erythropus
Lineage: Eukaryota; Fungi; Glomeromycota; Glomeromycetes; Diversisporales; Gigasporaceae
Source: the annotation of a GenBank genome assembly
AUGAAGAGUAAAUUGAACAAAUUCAGAAGGGCCAAAUUUGUACCACCAAAGGUCCUAACAUUUGACAUCACCCCCAGUCAAGGCAUAGAAGGGUCUAUCGAACCAGAUAGGAGCAAAGGAAGGUGCCCUGA